UCCCGUACGCUAGAGGGCGACGUGGAGACAGAGGUUUAAUACAGAAAGCGCCGAGUGAAAUGUGCGGAAACUCAAAAUGGAGAAUAGAAGGGAAUCAGCGCUUUAGUUCUACAGAUCGGUAAUGUUUGUAUUUUGGGAUAUUUGAAGCAGAUGAAGGUGAAGAUAAAGCAGUGGCAUGGUGUAGCCUCAUGGCUCUGGGUGGCCAAUGAUGAAAACUGUGGCAUCUGCAGAGCUCCGUUCAACGGCUGCUGUCCUGACUGUAAAGUCCCUGGAGACGACUGCCCGCUGGUGUGGGGUCAGUGCUCACACUGCUUCCACAUGCACUGCAUCCUGAAGUGGCUGAACUCGCAGCAGGUGCAGCAGCAGUGCCCCAUGUGCCGGCAGGAGUGGAAGUUUAAAGAGUGA
Molecule: messenger RNA, 405 nt
Organism: Ictalurus punctatus (channel catfish)
Lineage: Eukaryota; Metazoa; Chordata; Actinopteri; Siluriformes; Ictaluridae
Gene: anapc11
Product: APC11 anaphase promoting complex subunit 11 homolog (yeast)
Exons: 3
Coding region: 151-405 (84 amino acids)
Biological process (GO): positive regulation of mitotic metaphase/anaphase transition; protein ubiquitination; anaphase-promoting complex-dependent catabolic process
Cellular component (GO): nucleus; anaphase-promoting complex
Molecular function (GO): cullin family protein binding; zinc ion binding; ubiquitin protein ligase activity
Source: RefSeq, a predicted model, not a curated record